AUAUGGAAUAGCUAACUUUGUUUAAAUCGAAUUUGAGUCGUAAUGUAAAUUUAAAUUGUUUUUGUGUUUCUUUUCAUUAAGCGGGCUAUACAUGUGAUUUUGGAAAUAAAUAUGUAAUGAUACUUUGUGCAAAUAUAUACGUUACAUAAGUAAAAACAAGGAUAACAUGAAUAAGUAAUGUUUAAUUGUAGUAGAAUAAUUUCUUUUGAGGGUUAGCAGGGAUUUCACAGGUUAAGUUGAAAGGAAACCACUGUCAAUUAACCCGUAUGUGUUAAGAAGGAAAACGUUCAGUACGACAACGACAAGUGUGAAUUCGUGUUUGUGGCAUAAUUAAAAUAUGUAUAUAUUUAUCUUGAGAAAAGUUAGCGCGGGCGGAUGUAAAUAUCGCACAAAUGUACACGUUUUUGUACAUGUUUGCAUUUUCGAAUCUGAAAACAAAAAUUAUUUAACAUUUUGCGAAACUUUGUAUUUUAACAUGUUGAAAUUUCUUAAUUUAAACUUAUUUGCUAUUUUUUUUCGUCAUUAACGUUUUCUCAUCUUUAAGAAAAGGAUCUUAAAUACACUGUUUCUUAAGUAUCCCACCAACAACACAAGCAUAUGAAUUGCUAAAACGGUUUUGCAGUUUUAGAAUGAGGAAAAUUCAAAACUGAUGAUUAAAUAACAACUAUAAUACAUUAUAUAAGUCUGUUUUAGACAGAUGGCUAUACUUUUAUGUACAUGCUUUUUACGGCGACAUAACAUUACUGACAAAAGUCCAGCAUAAUCAUAACGUAUGUUAAAAAUAUUGAUAAAUUAAUAGUAUAAUACAAAACAAGUAUGUUUCGGCUAUAUAUAAUUAAAAAUAUAAAUAGCAUUUUAUAAAACAUCUAGAUUGAUCAGAUGUGGAUCAAUGUUUCACAAUAUGGAGAGUUUUUAAACAAGUAUUUUCGUUGUCAUGUUCUUUAAAGAUAAAGGAAGUACAUAUUUAAUUUUAUCGGUCUUAAUUGUGAAAAGACGUUUAAAACCAAGUGUGUUGAAGCAUUACGAAAUAAACAUUGCUAUCUUAAACGAACCUCUGGCUGAUAAAUUGCCAUGCCAAAUACACACUUUUUAUUGCCAACUCAGUGAAUAUGAUUGGGGAACAUAAUCAGAUGACGUAUGCGGCAUGUUCAUUAGGAAAUAAGUAUUAACUGUUCAUCCAUGCCAGCCAGCAAAUAAUUCAAAGUUAUUUGUUAUCAGGAACUGGAUAAAAUAAAGAACAAAGACCAGUGAACAUAUGGCGGAAGGAGGUCCCUGGCGUGAUAAGGCGGAUCAUGAACGUAUCCCACGUAACAGCGGUCUUCACAGUCGUCACUCUCUAUGUGAACGUUCCUCCACAGAGACGUGCACCUUGAUGAACUGGCUGUGUUAUGGACCAGAUAUCAGACAGGCGAGGAGAGACGCCUACACGGGAUGUGCUAGGUUUAGGAACGCACGGCGGCCUGAUACGGCAACCGUUAUCACUACGGGUAGCAAGGCAGAGUGGCUUUCAUGCUUAUUUGAAAGUGACAUUGAUAUAAUGAUCGUAGAAAAAGGCAUCAUGUGCUUAGAAGUUGGUAUAGAGCCUAACAAAUUACCAAGGGAGACUAUUGUGUUUACAUUAAACACCGGAUUUUGCUACCACGGACACUCCAGGCUAAAUUUACAAAAGAGACGUUGUGCAAGGAUUCCACCAGACUUUCGCGAUGCUUUGUGUGAUGAUGGAAAUGAGCGUGUUCUUCUGAGUAGUGCUUUGUAUUUUUAUUUGUACACUGACGUUUCAACUCUGAAAGGCGAGGUGCGCCAUGAACGUGCAGGGCCAACGUCCGAGUUCCAUUGGGGCAUUGCAUACAGACGUAGUCCCUUCUUUACGCUGUCAGUGUCCUCCCAUACUAUUGAGAUGGGCAGAACGUAGUCUCUAUUGGCCACCACCGGAUAUCGUUCACAAAGUCGUAACAAUUGGAGCAUUUGUGACGCCAGCAGGUUUUAAAGGUAGCGAAUAUUAACAUGUUAAAUGGAGGAUUGGCUUUAAUACAGGAGAGAAUGAACUUAUGCGCAGUCUUAAUAAUACCCAGGUGUACGUAUACGUUAUAUUGAAAAUGGUGGUAAAGGAUGUCUUAAAGCCAGUUAAGAAAGAAAUUACAUCAUACACAGUGAACAAUAUUGUAUUGUGGCUCGCAGAACAAAAUCGACAAACACGGUUCGAUGAAACUAGUUUGUUUUAUUGGCUCCGGGAAGGACUGCGACAAUUGAGAACCGCACUAUUAAAUAUCCAUCUGCCAUAUUUUAUGAUACCCGAACGAAAUAUAAUGGCAGCUUGCGGACUUACUGAAGAGAGAAAGCGUUCCUGGAUAGAUACUAUCACAGUCAUGAUGAACGAAGGUGAACAUAUAUUACUUAGAUUGCCACGGGUAAGAAUGGCAAUAUUAUCGCACCCAGAGCCACUGAUGUGGUAUAGAAAAAAGAGAGUGGAGCUUGAAUACUGGAGCUGAAGCACAUGAUCCGAUCUGUAAAGUGCACGGAUGAGAAUGAUGUGGUUAACAAGUCGGAUAAUAUGCUGCAAGCGAUAGAAACGGGUACAGUUCAUAUCUUGAAAGAGGUGCAACACAGGAUGAAUAAGGAAGGCAGUCGGAUUGAUGAUCUAAUGGAGAUACAUAGGAAGAUGUUGUUGUGAUGUUCCUAUUAUGCAAAUCGUCGGAAAUAAAUAUGUAUACAAUUGUUCAUACUUUCAACACUUUCCAACCUAUGUAUAUAUACAUUCGUUGUUCAAUGCGUCUUUGUAUUUGUAAUGCUUAUGCCUUUGAUUUAUUCUUGUUUUAUUGUAAUAUACAUGUAAGCAUGUAUUGCCAAAGGUCGUUAACAAGGGCACAUACAUUGGCACAAUUAUGAAAACGAACUCGGUCAUUGUUUUUUAUCCUGUAUCGAAGAAAAACAAAUUAUUGCCAGCUUGGGGAUUUAAAAGAGGUGUGAUUGUAAAGGUCGUUUGAUUUUACUUAUAAGUUAUGAUAGAGAAAUUGUGUUUAACCCUGUUCUUGCAUGGUAUAAUAAAGCAGUUACAACGACA
This is a messenger RNA of Dreissena polymorpha, 3061 nucleotides long. RefSeq lists its product as uncharacterized. The transcript has 3 exons. Lineage: Eukaryota; Metazoa; Mollusca; Bivalvia; Myida; Dreissenidae. The record is from RefSeq and is a predicted model, not a curated record. The coding region runs from base 1256 to 1912 and encodes 218 amino acids.